Messenger RNA from Fonsecaea erecta, 1509 nucleotides. RefSeq lists its product as hypothetical. The record is from RefSeq and is a predicted model, not a curated record. Gene Ontology annotation, biological process: transmembrane transport. Gene Ontology annotation, molecular function: transmembrane transporter activity. The transcript is spliced from 3 exons. NCBI's taxonomy places the organism in Eukaryota, Fungi, Ascomycota, Eurotiomycetes, Chaetothyriales, Herpotrichiellaceae. Bases 1 to 1509 code for a protein of 502 amino acids.
AUGAAGCGUUUCCAGCGCAAUUCCCAGUCUCAUGCAGCAGGAGAUGAUGCUGAAAAAGACCAAGAAGAGGCUGGCGUCGGCGUGAUAGGUGCACCGCAGAAGCGUACAGUGAUGACAUUUGACGGCGAGGACGACCUGGCGAAUCCGCAGAAUUGGCCUACCCAGAAGAAGGCUGGCGUUACGAUGAUCAUAUCGCUCAUCGCAUUUAUCGUGGGCUUCGGAUCGUCCAUCGACUCGGCGGUCCUUCCACAAGCUUCGAGGCACUUUGGCGUCAGCGAAGUGACCGAGUCCUUGGCCACGACGCUCUACCUGGUCGGCUUCGGAUUUGGUGCCACUUUUUCUGGACCCCUGUCCGAGGAACGAGGGCGCAAUCCGGUCUAUCUGAUAACCUUUACGUUGUACUGCUGCUGGAUCCUGGGUGCUGCACUUGCCCCGAACAUUGGAGCAAAGCUAGUCUUUCGUUUCCUUGCGGGCACCUGUGGCUCGACUCCGUUCACAGCCGCAGGUGGUACUCUGGGUGACAUCUUUGAUCAUGUUGUUCGGGGCCAGAUAUUCCCAUUCUUUGCAUGCAUCGCGUUCCUGGGUCCGAUGUUGGCACCUGUUGUCGGCGGGUACGUUGGACAAGCCGGGAUGGAUUGGAGAUGGGUUGAAUGGAUAACAUUCCUCAUCUCGUGCGGAGUUCUGGCUCUCAUGGUCUUUUUUUUGCCCGAGACUGACGCAAAGGAGAUUCUUCGUGGGAAGGCACAAGCACUUCAAGCACGCAACGGCGCCAGCGACGUUCAAGCACCAGCAAAUCUCCCCCGGCGGCCUAGGCUAACCUCUGCCUUACUACGCCCCUGCAUCAUACUCUUCACAGAACCCGUCAUCGCCAUAUUCACGGCCUACCUGACACUGGUCUACAGCGUGGCGUUCUGCUUCUUCUCCAGCGCCCAGUACAUCUUCGGACAGACAUACGGGUUCCACCAGGGCAGCACGCACCUCAUGUUCCUGAGCAUCUCCACCGGGCUCAUCGUCUGCGCGCUGGCCACCCCUCUCUUUGGCACACUGGUCGCUCGAGAGCACAGGCAUGCUGCCGUGUCACGAGGAAAAGACCACGCCGGACCGGAAGCGAUGCUGUGGUGGGCCAUGAUCGGAGGACCGCUCUUGCCGAUAUCAGUCUUUUGGAUGGCCUGGUCAUCCCGUCGCUCCGUAUCAUACUGGUCACCCAUGAUCAGUGCUGCCUUCUUUGGCUUUAGCAUGCUGUGCCUGUUCGUCUCGACCUACGCGUACAUCAUGCAACGGUUCACCAGCGUCGCAGCAUCAGCCCUCGUCUCGAACACGUUCGUCCGCUAUGUGGUCGCCGGGACCGUGGUCGUCCUGUCGAUCCCCAUGUUUGAAAACCUCGGCGUGCAUCACGCCCUGACCGUCUUCGCGGCACUCUCUUGCCUGUUCACGCCCGUGCCGUUCUUGCUGUACGUCCACGCGCGUCAGGUAGAGGGGACGAUGUCAGUCGGUGUCGUUGGUCAGUGA